Bradysia coprophila is the source of this 1334-nucleotide messenger RNA. RefSeq names its product no mitochondrial derivative (gene nmd). Gene Ontology annotation, cellular component: mitochondrial outer membrane. Gene Ontology annotation, biological process: extraction of mislocalized protein from mitochondrial outer membrane. The record is from RefSeq and is a predicted model, not a curated record. Lineage: Eukaryota; Metazoa; Arthropoda; Insecta; Diptera; Sciaridae. Gene Ontology annotation, molecular function: ATP hydrolysis activity; ATP binding.
ACAUUUCGUGACGUUUUGCACCCCAAAAAAAAUCCUUCUCGUAAAGUCUGCCUGCAGAUAGCGAAAUGGUAGGAUAUGAAAAUUGAUUUAUUUAUUUCCAAAAUUAUAAAUUAGUAACGCUAUGAUGCCAAAGACAUUAUCUCAAAGUGAAGUGUGGAGCCUGAUUUUGCGAUUAUCGAUUGCGUCUGUUGUCACAUACUAUACGAUGAAAUGGAUGUUGGAUCGACUAGAUCCCACUUACAAAAGCAAGAAAAAGGCCAGAGAUAAGGCCGAAAAGCAAAUCAAAAGAUUAGGUGGAGCUGAAGGUUUGGAACUGUCUCCAGGAGCGCUUAACGACUAUGAGAUGGUCAUUGCAUCGCAUUUAGUUGUGCCGGACGACAUAACUGUGAGCUGGUCAGAUAUCGCUGGAUUGGAUUCAGUUAUUGAAGAAUUGCGCGGAAGUGUUGUACUUCCCAUCCAACAUCGACAUUUAUUUGCAAACUCACAACUUUGGGAGGCUCCAAAAGGUGUCUUACUACACGGCCCACCUGGAUGCGGUAAAACACUUAUCGCUAAGGCUACAGCAAAAGAAGCUGGAAUGCGCUUUAUCAAUUUGGAUGUAUCCGUUUUAACUGACAAGUGGUACGGAGAAUCUCAAAAGCUUGCAUCGGCUGUUUUUACUCUUGCCUCGAAAUUGCAACCGUGCAUUGUGUUCAUCGACGAGAUUGAAUCGUUCUUACGAUCGCGGACUUCUCAAGAUCACGAAGCUACGGCCAUGAUGAAAACUCAAUUUAUGAUGCUCUGGGAUGGACUAAGCACAAAGGCUGGAUCUACCGUUAUUGUUAUGGGUGCUACAAAUCGACCACAAGAUCUCGAUAAAGCUAUAAUGCGCCGUAUGCCGGCCCAGUUUCACGUUGGACUACCAAACGAAGACCAACGCUUGAAAAUCCUUCGCAUCGUACUUAUGCACGAAACGGUGUCCAAUGACGUUGACCUGAAUCGAAUUGCAAAAUUGACAAACGGUUUUUCUGGUUCAGAUAUUCGCGAAAUGUGCCGGAACGCAUAUACAGUCUAUCGCAUUCGUGAUUAUAUGAAAAACCGAACCGGUCCACAUCGGAUGCGUCCGAUGCGAUCGACAUUCCUCCGCUCAUUUGCAUGGACGAUCUCCUCAGUUCGUUUAGCAAAAUGAAGGAGUCAAGAAUGUAUUCCGGUUUGUUAGCGUCGGAUAAUUCGGUGGAUUAGUUAGUGAAUUGAUUACUAUUCUCGUAGCAAUGAUGCUUGAAGUGAACAUAAAAUAGACACGAAAAACGCUUUAUUGGAAUAAAUGAGAUAAUGUAUGUAGCUGAUACAAAAAA